Exaiptasia diaphana is the source of this 1971-nucleotide messenger RNA. RefSeq names its product cytochrome P450 3A4. The coding region runs from base 60 to 1526 and encodes 488 amino acids. NCBI's taxonomy places the organism in Eukaryota, Metazoa, Cnidaria, Anthozoa, Actiniaria, Aiptasiidae. Gene Ontology annotation, molecular function: oxidoreductase activity, acting on paired donors, with incorporation or reduction of molecular oxygen; heme binding; iron ion binding. The transcript is spliced from 3 exons. The record is from RefSeq and is a predicted model, not a curated record.
AGUCAAAUCAAGUCAUAAUUUAAAACUUCUUGUCUGGRUUGAAUGCAGCCGUCGACAUCAUGGACUUGCUGCAACUCGUUGCUCUUAUCAUCCUUUUUGUUCUCGCUUUCUACUGGCUGGGUACCUACAAGUUUGCAGUCAUCAAGUCCCUCAACAUCCCUGGCUCAAAACCCUGGCCRUUUSURGGUAACAUCCCAGACAUCUGGAAAUUUGGUAGUCUUUUCGAAUUGUUUCUUGAGUACCGAAAACGAUAUGGAAAGGUAUUUUAUGUCUGCAUUGGACAAAAAACCUUGAUAAUUGUCGCUGACCCCGAGUUACUGAAGUUGAUGGCAGUCAAGGAGUUUGAUAAGUUUCGCAACCGCUCAAUUCCUUUUAAGCUACCUCCUCCAUCCGGCCUKGGUGUAGCUCAAGCUUCCGAUGGCGACUGGAAACGUAUUCGAAAUACAUUGACUCCUACAUUUAGUGGUGCAAAGAUGAGGCAAAUGGUCCCAAUAGUUCAGCAGUCGUGUGAUGUUUUACUCCAGAAAUUUCGAGAAGAAGCUGAUAAAGGAAAGACCGUCAACAUUAAUGCAUUCUGCCAACAGUAUGUCUUAGAAAUCUUGAUGUCCAGUGCAUUUGGAAUGGAAACAAACGUCCAAACCGAACCCCAAAAGGAACUGGUCGAKAAAGUGCAAAAGCUCGUAAACACUAAUCCCUUAUAUAUGAUUCUAAAUUCUCUCCCAUUCUCUUCCCACGUUAGAAGGCUCCUUGGUUUUGCCUAUAAGGCGCGUUUACCUAUGCGGUAUAUGCACGAAAUCGCGUAUCAAAUAAUUGAUCAAAGAAAGAAACGAGGCAUUGACAUUGGAAGAAAGGACCUGUUACACUUGAUGUUAACGACCAAGGAUAGUGAAGGCCACCGKAUGCUGACAGACGAUGAGAUAUCUGCACAGUCGGUAACGUUUCUGGUUGCAGGUCUCCACACCACUAGCACGCGAUUGAAAUAUGCUCUAUAUCACCUUGCACGUUUUAAUGAUUUGCAAGAAAGGUUGUACGACGAAGUGGAAAGCGCUUUUCAAGCAAAUCCUGACAAACCGAUCUAUGAUUUAGUUCAAGACAUGGAGUAUCUCAACUGUUUCUUCAAUGAAGUGUUGAGGGCGAGUGAUAAAACGGUAACCCUACRCAUCAUGCGUGAGUGCAAUGAAUCCUGCACACUCAAUGGUAUCCAUUUCCCAGCUGGAAUACCAGUGCUAUUUGCCUACAAUCUCAUAAAUUUUGAUGCCGAUUUCUGGAGGGAGCCAUUCAAGUUUGACCCUGAAAGAUUUCGUGGACCYGYAAAGGAGCAACGACAGCCCAAUGUGUUCAACCCUUUCGGGAUAGGCCCUCGCAACUGCAUUGGAAUGCGUUUGGCGCAGAUGGAAAUCAGGAUCACAAUCGCUCGUCUUGUGAGGGAGUUCAGGUUCAUGUUGUCACCAGAGGCUAAAUAUCAGCAGAAUAUUUUCCCUCCGAAACUUGUUGAACUGAGAGUUGAACACCGGCUCAAAAAGUAAAUGCAGCUUUUCUUCAUAUCUGGAUUUGUAAACUCAUGAUACUAUWUACUCAGUUUUAACAAUAGCUUCUCUUGAAUGCAUAAACAUAUCUUGGAUCCGGGACAACAGUUAUUCUUGGUUGAUAGGCAUCAUGGGUACCAAAAUGUUUAGCUGAGUAGAGUAUGUCAAGUCAACAUGAGAUAAAUUGACAAUAUACACUAUACACGGUAGUUUAAAAGAAUAGACUCAUUAUAACUUUGUUCAAAACACCUUUUAUUGAUAGUCUCACUCAGAGCCAGUGACCGAUAAAAAGACCGAUAAACUGAUUGGCUGUAACCAACAUGAUUUAAUGUGGAAUAGUACACAUAUUUUGAAAUGAAUGAAUUCCGUAUUGUUGAUGAAUGACAUAGUUAAAUUUAGUCUGUAAAGCAGCAAUUUCGAUGGUAAUAAAGUUCUUUUUAUAAAA